Alligator sinensis (Chinese alligator) is the source of this 2823-nucleotide messenger RNA. Its product is annotated as protein eva-1 homolog C-like. Gene Ontology annotation, molecular function: carbohydrate binding. Bases 62 to 1342 code for a protein of 426 amino acids. The transcript is spliced from 8 exons. NCBI's taxonomy places the organism in Eukaryota, Metazoa, Chordata, Crocodylia, Alligatoridae. The record is from RefSeq and is a predicted model, not a curated record.
ACCCAGACGGGAGUCACAGUGGCUCUGGGACCCAGGCAAGAGGAAAACUGAGACCAGCUACAUGAUGGCUGUGUCUCGGCUGCUUGUUGGGGCUCAAAUCUCAGGUCUGGGAGCAGUGCUGGGUUUCCUUUGCUUCUCAACCAUGCUGAAUGCAGCCCCAGAGUUUUCAGGUUACCUUCGGAAGGUGCUGAAGAACCACACAACCCAUGCCUGUGAUGGGGAGCAACUGGUUAUCAUCUGUCCCCACAAGACCUCCAUUAGCAUCCUGUCUGCAUUUUAUGGUCGCCGAGUCCCCAGCCAGAACCUCUGCCCAGGCACCAGCAAUAUCUCUGUCGAGAGCAGAGACUGUAUGUCUCCUACAGCCCGACAGAAAUUGUUGGACGAAUGCCAGGACCAGAGGUGGUGCCAGUUCUCUGUGCAUAGCCAAGUGUUUGGGCAAGACCCAUGUCCUGGGACACACAAGUACCUGAUAGCUUCAUACAAGUGUAGACCAGCUAACCACCGCAUUAAGACAGUGUGUGAGAAUGACAAGCUGAAGUUGCAGUGUAGGACUAAGUCCGUCCUAACAAUUUACUCUGCAAGUUAUGGGCGAUUACUGCGGGGGAAGCCGGAGUGCGAUGGUGUGAGCAGGACUGGCCCCCACAUAGAGUGUUUAGCUCCUGAUGCCCUGAGGAGAGUCUCCAGGAAGUGUCACAAGAAGGAGAACUGCACAGUCUUAGCUGACACGGCCACCUUUGGGGAUCCCUGCUUCCCUGGCAUGAAGAAACAGCUGCGGGUCUCCUACACUUGUGUGCCAAAGCAGCUGAUGGAAGAGGUGGGCCAUGACACCUCAGACCCCUUCUUGCUUUCAGACUACACACACGGUGGCUGGUACAAAGGGCCGCGGCUGUCCAGGCUCCGUGAAGAUCUGAUGAUUUUUACUAGCUCACUAGCAACUUUUGCUCACCUCUGGGGUGUCCCUGAGAAGGUGGGGCUCUAUUUUCUUUGUGGAGUCUCUGGAGGCUUGGUGAUCCUGCUUUGCAUCUUCAGUCCUAAAAUGGCCUUCAUACAGGACAUGAAGGAGCUCUUCAAAGAUUCAGAGAUGGGAAGUAGCUCUGAGCUGACCAGGACCAAGUUACGGGAUAACCAAGAUGAGGACAACCACAAUGAUGACAGCUCCUCAGACUCUUCCUUCCGCCGCCUAACCCGCAACUACCGAGCCUCAGAGAACAUCUUCAGCCCAGAGCUGACUGCAGCCUUGGAGGAUGCAGCUGAGCUCAGGGGCCAUGAGGGCGAGGAGAUCUGGAUGCCCAAAGAAUCUAGCCCCUACGCUAUUCACAAAAUCAAAUCUGCCACCAAAUGAAAGCAAGGAGCAGCACCAUGACUGUGAACACCAUGUCAUAAUCAGCAAACAGCUUGUCUUCUCUGCAGUAACAAAUAAUGGGUGAGAGUGGGAGGGCAAAUAGCCUUGUUUGAUGCCUAGGCAUCUCAUCUGUGGACACCCAGUCUCAUUGCAGGUUUAGGUCAUAUGUGCAAUAUAUUUGUUGCUUUCAAUCUAGUCUCUGAUAAAGUUUUGUUAUGAUCCAAAUACACACUAGAACAGGUCAAAUCUAGCAGAAACAGCUAUCCAGGAACCAUUUCCCAGGAAAGAGAAUUCUGGAAAUCUCACUAAUAAGAGACAGAGGAUUCUUAACCAUGCCUGAUGGAGUCGCCUAGCCCACCAGCUCCACAGAUACUAAGAUUCUGUAGCUUCUGUUACAUACAGUAUCUGUGAAAAUCAUGAAAUUGGAUUGAUUUGGUAAAAGUUUCAUUUUAGAAGAAAACUUGAAGGGGGAAGAGUUUCAGAAUGUUUGAAAUGAUGUUUUGAAACAAUUUUCCUUUUAAUUUUUUUUUUAAAUGUUCUGCUCUCUAUUACAAAAAUCAACAGUAAACAAAACAACCAGAAAAGAAAUGUAGUUUUAAGCUUUUUCAGGUUUUGGCUCAGUUCAAAUGAAAAAGGAUUUCAAAAUCAUGAAAUCUUAGAGGACAUGGAAGUUCUUUCAUCUGUGCAGCUGUGUUCGAGACCCUUUCCAAAGCACCAGGGGGCACUGCAGGCCAGGAUUUAUCUGGAGAGUCUAAUUUUAAUCCUAAUUCUGUUAGGAGAUAAUCUGUUUGCCAAACAAAUGCAGAAGCGGAAAUCUUCCAUUGUUCUAACUGGGCUUUAUAUAUGAUGUGGUGGUGUAAUAUUUGUCAACUGACUAUUCUUGAGAGGAUAUAACAACAAUACCAAUCAAGGGAGUAAAACCGGUGCAUUACAUGGCAUUUUGUCUACUUUCCUGGAAAUAUCUGUCUGCUUUUACCGAAUUAACCUUGCAGUUCAUGCUGAAUUCUCUGCUUAUUCGUGGUGGAAUUUCUAUCAGCUGCUAACCCCUCAAAUACUGCUAAAUAGGCCUAUUUUGGUCUCAUGUGAUUAGGUAGAGCUGUGGGGGACCCAGGACUGUGAUGCACUGGAAGCAACUGAUGUGCAAAGUUUACCUUGUUCUGAUGGCAGGUCUUGUUCUCUGUACCUUGUUUUCAGAAAGGCCAAGUAUUACUUUAGAAGAGAAACCAAAAAAGCACCAGUCCUGUGCUCUGUAUUUAUACAUUACCUUAUCAAACAACAGUGUUGAACGAUAUUAGGUUGAAGUCAAGCAGAAGGUAGGACAGUGUGGCAUCUUAGAAACUAACAGGUUCAGAGAGGUGCCUUUCAUAGGCACCUUCCUACUUUGUCAGAUGGUAAGUUGUUGCCUAUGAAAGCUCAUGUCUCUCUGAACCUGUUAGUCUCUAAGGUGCCAAUUCUGCCUUAUUGAACAGGUUGACUUCCCA